Molecule: messenger RNA, 1004 nt
Organism: Lepisosteus oculatus (spotted gar)
Lineage: Eukaryota; Metazoa; Chordata; Actinopteri; Semionotiformes; Lepisosteidae
Source: RefSeq, a predicted model, not a curated record
ACCCCUUGUCUCUCUCUCUCUCUCUCUCUCUCUCUCUCCUUUUAGCACUGUGUGACUCCAGUGCGUUUAACCUGGAGACCGAGAACGUCAAGGUGUUUGAGGACCAGAGCCAAUGGUUUGGGUACCGUGUCUUGCAGCUGAGCCCAGGGAGGGAUAAAUGGGUCAUUGUCAGCGCGCCUCUCGAGAGAAACGGGACGCUCUUCAAAUGUGACUACAAGUCUGGAACCUGCUCCCGGGUCAUUGACUCAGGUCCAGGGACAAUGGGUCUGUCACUGACUGCCAGACAACCAGAUGAACUUGUGGUCUGUGGGCCUCGUCUGCAACAUUCCUGUGGGAAGAAUGAGUACCUGAAUGGUGUGUGUUUCACACUGGACAGGAGUCUCAACGUGUUGCCCAGUAACUACACUCCAGGGUACCAAGAGUGCACCUCGAAGCCCGUGGACAUCGUGUUCCUGAUCGACGGCUCGGGCAGCAUCAAGAGGAACGAGUUCUCCCAGAUGAAGGUCUUCAUGCAGGAGAUCAUCAAUCGCUUCCAAGGCAGAGGAGCAAAUUUUGCGGUGGUUCAGUACUCAAACUACAUUCGGCUUGAGUUUGACUUCAAUAAGUACACCUCAGCCCGAAGUGCGGCAGACCUCAUCAACAACAUAGUUCAAAUAGGAAGCAGCACCAGGACAGCCGCUGGGAUCAAGUAUGUGGCCAUCAACAUCACUUUCAUCAUCAACAUGAUGGUCAUCGACAUCAUUGACAUCAUCAACAUCAUUGUCAUUGACAUCAUUGUCAACAUAAACAUCGACAUCAUUGUCAUCAUCAACAUCGUCAUCAUUAACAUCGACAUCAUCAUCAAUAUCAACAGCAUUGUCAACAUCAACAUCGUCAACAUUAACACCGACAUCAUUGUCAUCGUUAUUUUUGUCAUCAUUGUCAACAUCAACAUCAUUGUCAUCGCUGUCCUUGUCAUCAUUGUCAACAUCAACUUCUUUGUCAUUGCACAGAUGCCUACUUGA